GCAGCAGGCAGCUUCCUCACUGCACUGGAAAGGUUUGAGGACCGACCCCUGACCGAUUUAAACAAUUACCAGUAACCAGGAGGACAAACCCGAGAACUGCUUCCAACCUCUGCCCCAGUGAGACCUUCAGGCCCUGAUGAAAGACAGAGGCUUCCUCUCUGAUGCCAUGUCCAGACACACCGUCCACGUGAACAGGAGCCAGAGCUCGUGUACGUCCCCCCGGGUGGAGACCAUCGUCCUGAGUGGGUCCUCAGCCAAUCGCAGCCAAUCGAAAGCCUCCUACCCGGACCCAGAGCAUAUUUCUACAGGAUCCCACUGCCCUCCUGUGAGGUGGGUUUGUCGGGAGAUCUCCCCUCCGUACCCCAGCUGCCCGUUACAGGACAAGCUUGAACCAGGGCUGGGAAGAUCCCAAACCUUCAUGGUGAACUCCGUCACCAACCAGAAGCCUCCAAUCCAUGAUGGAUGUCGGCGGAUCAUGGCAACUCGAGUAAAACCACACCCUGAUCCCCAGGAGAUGCCAAAACCCUCCCAGAAGGCCCGGAGCAGCUCUGAAACAGCAAAACCAAACUGUGCUGGAAAUGAUCCACUAUCACCAACCUUAGACGCAACCAUUGAAAAUCUGAACAACCUGAUUUUAGAGCUGGAUCCCACCUUUCAGCCAAUCAGCACCCGUAACCAAGGACAUGGCUUCGUGAGUGGCAACAGCAGGUUCCUGGACAGGGCCAAUGAGGAGGCUCCAUUGGAUGGACAUCAUCCAGGAAUUCUGAUUUAUGAAGAAUGGGAUUCGGGAAGAACAAGCAACUCUCUGCACAGCAGCACAUCAAUUAAUGACGAUCACCAAUCCGAUUCACUGGGGAUUCAAACCACUGGCACUUCGACCAAUCCUCAAAACCGUCGGCUGCCCAACUCUUUUGGAUACAACAGGUUGGAUGGUGGACAGCUGCGGUCUGCCCCCUGCUCUCUGCCUGCUUCCCCAGCUUUCUCUGGUUCUACUGGGUCACCACACUGUAACUCCUCUCUUGGUUUCCAAAGUGUGAACACCUUUCCCGGUCAGACUGGACAGUCAUCACAGGGGACUGCAGAGAGUUCAAAGCAGCGACAGGGGAUAGUGUGCUCUGCUCCAGUCUCCAUCUCCCCACAGCAGGGUUCUUGCCCUAUCCCUGUGCCAGCUUCCAGUAACUACACCCCUGCCAGUGCGAGUUCCUUGCCAAGUGCACACGAACAAUACGCUGCCUCACUGUUACACACCAGCACCCACAGUGCAGCAGCAGCAACUCCCUAUCUGUCAACCUCAGCAGGUUCGGAACAUCCACUCCAGACUGACCAUACCAGUCACACCGACAGUGCCAUCUCCUUGCUGUCCACCUCUCCGGCCUGGGACACACUGGGAAGCUCCCAGUCUCUGCUGAGUGAUGAUGGAGAAGCUGGACGGAUUUUUCGAUCUACUGGAAGCACAUAUGGAUCAAGUGGAUCCUUUGUGAACCUGACGAGCCCUUACACAGCAUCACCCUCCUCAUGCAAGAGCUCUCUUAGUGACCAACAUCUUCACCAGGCUCCUGGGCACCCAGCGGACUAUCGGACUGUGCCACGCUCCCGGGGGAAAGGAGACCACACUGGUCAACAAUCAGCCUCUGGCAGCACCCUGGGUAGACCAGUCAUGGCCCACGUUAAAGAUCACUCCAACAGCUGCCCACCAUCUGCUGCCAGUUCAUGGACUGAUAUCCCCGUCCUACUGGUGAACGGGAGCACACAAUACUUGGAGCGAGACAUUCACAAACUGAAAAAUAAGAGGCGUCAAUCCAGUUCUUCAAGUACUCCCAGCCUUCCCCUCAAUUCUUGUUCCAACCUUCCGUUUGCAAAGGCUUCGAGCACCCCAUCCCUCAAAGAUCUCCAGUGUGAGACACAGCCUACAGUUAAAUUUGUACAAGAUACAUCCAAAUAUUGGUACAAACCGAACAUCAGCCGACAUCAAGCUGUGGAGAUGUUGAAAGACAAGGAGCCGGGUGCCUUUGUUAUUCGGGAAAGCUCCACGUACGUUGGUUCAUUCGGAUUGGCCAUGAAAGUCUCUUCAGGAGAUCUCGGAAACUCUGAGGCUAAGCCAGAUCUUCCUGCUGAUUUAAUCCGACAUUUUCUGAUUGAAUUCUCCCGAAAAGGAGUGUGUUUGAAAGGAUGUCCCCAGGAGCCAUAUUUUGGGAGUCUGUCAGCUCUUGUCUAUCAGCACUGCAUCACCACCAUGAGCUUACCUUGUCGACUACGUCUACCAGACAAAGACUAUUUGAAUGAUAAGAGUGAAGGAAGUAGUCCAGACUCAACCGACAACUCCACGUCACCUCUGGGAAAGCAGAGUGCAGCAUGCUGUGUUCUGUAUUUGAGCUCCGUUACCAUGGAGUCUCUGACAGGACCACAGGCUGUUCUCAAGGCAGCCUCUGCAACCCUAGAACAGGAGCCACGGCCUCAGCCCACUGUCGUCCAGUUCAAAGUGACCGAUCAAGGCAUCACCCUGACCGACAGCAAGAGAAAACUUUUUUUCAGACGACAUUAUCCUGCCAACACUGUCAAUCACUGUGGUUUGGAUCCACUGCAGAGGAAGUGGCGUAAGGAUAAUGAGCCUUCCAGGCUUUUUGCGUUUGUAGCAAAGAAACCUGGCAACUCCUUGGAAAAUGUCUGUCACCUGUUUGCAGAGUUUGAGCAGGAGCAUUCGGCUCACUUCAUUAUUAACCUUGUGUCCAAAGUUGUCCUGGAACCAAACAGGAUGUGAUCAAACCAAGAAACUGGGGAACAGUUCCAAAACUCUAGCCUACGGACCUCCACAGUUUGUGCUGGGACCCUGCUCACUGUUCUCAAUGUCUAGGAGGCUGACGCACUGCACUCAAACAGUGACACUAACAAACCGAGAGCCCGAUCCCACUGGCAGUGUCUGAGGAGCUAAUGGAGCCCUCUCACAACGCCAGCUGGCAUAACGUGUUUCACAGCUUUAGCCAAACACUGAGGGGGCCAUUGAGGGACUUGUUAGUAAGUGCCUCACAGCCAGUUAUAAACAGGGGGCUGUGCUGGAAUGAUAUCCCAUUGCUGUCUGUCAGUGCAUGGAAUGUGUACGGCUUUUUACAAAGUCACAUUUAUAUGGAAUCACAUUCAAACUGCACAAUGAAAACUGUUCCACAUCUGACAGCAUUAUCACAUCGAUGUAAAGUUAGUAAUAACGAGUACUGACCAUCUCUCCAUCUCAUCUAUUAUCCAUUGACCUGCUGUGUUGAUUAAUUACCCAAACUCUCCUUCCAAUCCUCUGGCUUCAAUCUCUCUCUGUUACUAAACCACCCACCUCAUUCAGAGAAUUCAUUCUUUAUUUAUUUCUCCGCUUCCUUCACUCCCUCUGACAAGAGACCCGAAAACCUCUUCCUUUUUAGUUCUUGGGAUGUAAAUGUGACUAGGCCCAGUAUUUAUUCCCCAUCCCUAGUUGCCCCUUGAGAAGGUGGGGGUGAGCUGCUUUCUUGAACUGCUGCAGUCCAUGUGCUGUAGGUAGACCCACAAUGUCCUUAGGGAGGGAAUUCCAGGAUUCUGACCCAGAGACACUGAAGGAACAGUGAUAUACUUCCAAAUCAGGAUGGGGAGUGGCUCCGAGGGAACAUUAUAGGGGCUGGUGGUCCCACGUAUCUGCUGCCCCUCUCCUGGAAGGAAGUGGUUGUGGGUUUGGGAGGAGAUCUAAGGAGCCUUGGUGAGUUGCUGCACAGCAUCUUGUAGAUUUGUGAUAGAAUCAUCACAGAAUGUUACAGCAAAGAGGAAGCCAUUCAGCCCAUCAUAUCAUGCUCCCCUAGCCCCCUCCUUUUACAACGGCGUUGUGAAAGGUCUCCUUCAGAUACUUCCUGAGUUCCUUUGGACGAUGUUUUGAAGCAGUGGCCAUCAUGAUCUGACACUGCAUUUUUUUAAAAAAAGUCCUCAUGUCACCUCUGGGUGUGUCUCUAGUUAAUGACUCUCCUCCCAGUGACAAUGGUGUUGCCUCCAUGUUCAUGUGAACACUGUGCUGCCUAAUCUCCUGUAAACCUACUGUACUGAAGGGAGAGCGAUCCACAUUCACCUUCCCAUUCCCUGACUCCAUCCCAGUAAACCCUCUCCCUCUGAGAGACUAAAGAGAAACCUACAGAAUUGGACAAAAUAUUCUGUUUGGAAUCAUGUUGUAAAAACAUUUUGUCCUGACUUUGUGAACUCUCAGCCCUUGUUUCCUUCACCCUUCUUUAAAAUGGUGUCAUUUCCUGGGCCCUUCAGCUGUGCAUUACUUUACAUUUCUUUGGGUUAAAUUGCAUCUGCCUCCUGUUCACCCUCCCCCCACCAACACCGAGCCAGUCCCUGUCCCCCUGAAUCCUACCACCACCCUCCUCAGUGUUACCUAUGUUUCUGCAGUUUAGUCCUGUCUUCAGAUUUUGUCUCCUGUAUUGGCAGGUCGACCGAGUUAAUUAAAUCGGGGAAUCUGGAACUCGCUGCCUGAAAGGUGGUAGACACAGGAAACUCAGAACUUCUGAGAUGAGCAUUUGAAAUGCUGUAGCACAAAGUCUACAGGGCAAGGUACGGUAAAAAUGGGAUUGGAGUAGAUGGAUGUUUGAUGAACAGCACAGAUAUGAUGGACCGAAGGGCCUCUUUUCAUGCUGUGAAAACUCUAUCACUCUAUCACUAGCUGUGGUCCUGACACUGAUCGAACCUUCCCCAUUAAUGUCUAUCUCUGGGUUGAACCAGGCUCUAUCCCUGUAAUCCCAUUGGUGUGAAUCUUGUAAACUGGGGGUCUGAACUGGUCUGAACUGAGCCUUUCAAUCAUCAAAGAGUUCAGAAGCCCAAGACCCACCACAUUUCUAAAGCGAUGUCUCUGUUAGUUCAUCAAAGAAACACUAUAAAGGCUUCCUAGUGACACAAUGUGAGCUGUUUUAUUCUCCGCGGUAGAGCUCAUGCCAGUGGGUAUAAUCCUGGACUGGAUUAUAGGGUUGUUGGGGGUGGGAGGGCAAUGUAGACAACCCCCCACCCUCCGAGUGUGCUGCCCCCAGUGGCCCACAGUCCCAGGCAGUUUCACAGCGGAGCCCCCAAACCCGGUGGCAACAAAAGCUGCAGCUAUUGGGCUCUGGUUUUCCAAGUAGUGGCUCCCCGACCCUCAGUAACUCCACAAAGACGGUAUAUCAUCCAUGCUCCCUAUCACCCCUCCCUCAGCCAGUGAGUCUACAAUCCAGCCCCUUGUUUCUAAGAAUUUUGGAUUUUCUAAACAUUCUGUAACUGAAUUAAUAUUGUUUUUACCGUUCUACAUACUGUAAUUAUAAAAUAAAAAUGU
Molecule: messenger RNA, 5305 nt
Organism: Hemiscyllium ocellatum (epaulette shark)
Lineage: Eukaryota; Metazoa; Chordata; Chondrichthyes; Orectolobiformes; Hemiscylliidae
Product: tensin-4-like
Exons: 15
Coding region: 137-2758 (873 amino acids)
Molecular function (GO): protein binding
Source: RefSeq, a predicted model, not a curated record